This is a messenger RNA of Pestalotiopsis fici W106-1, 726 nucleotides long. RefSeq lists its product as uncharacterized. The transcript has a single exon. Lineage: Eukaryota; Fungi; Ascomycota; Sordariomycetes; Amphisphaeriales; Sporocadaceae. The record is from RefSeq and is a predicted model, not a curated record. The coding region runs from base 1 to 726 and encodes 241 amino acids.
AUGCCUGCUCUCCUGAUUGAGGAUUCUUCGCCCCUGAUGCCGGUUGAAGAGGAAGACUCGGAAGAUUAUGAAUACAGCUUGAGCUCAGACGAUACCGACACUUCGGAUGACCAGGGCGAUGACGAAUAUGUAAACGACGGCGCAAUUGGAAAUAGCCUCAGAUACAUCGACAGCACGACAAUACGUCUUCCCUCUGGCAAGACGAUAUCCCAUCGACCUGACGCUGGAUUCCGGAAAUCGAAAUCGAGGUCGCAUAAAUCUUUAACUACCACAUCGGCGUCGGCGUCAAGGACUCAGAAGAAACUCCGCGGAAACUGUGCCAUGAUCUCAUCAAGUUCAACACCAUCACAGAAAGUCUCGCGCACUUCUGCAGCUUCAUCAGAUCACGACCACGAGUCCACGUCAUCAGAUUCCGACGCCACAACUCCAACACCAAACUCAUCGGCACUCUUGUCAACAAAUACCCAGUCCUCAGCCCUGAACAACCGGGUCCGGGCCAUCUCCCACAAGACCCUCCGCGCCUCGGACAUGCAAAUGAUGGCCAGUCUACCCGCCACCACGCAGCGCGCCCUCAUGGCGACGCAGCAGCGAUCCGUGUCGCGCUCCAGCCGCGCCGACCACAAGUUCCGGGGCAAGAUGGGCGCGUUUGGCAAUAUCAAGAUGACGGAGCGGUUUAUAAUUGAUGUGCCGUUUGGUAAUCGCCACAAGUGCCGUUUCCCGGUAUGA